UCAACACCAGCUCAUUAUCCAAUACUACCCGACUCAACAUCAACAACAUAUACAUAUCCAUCUGCACCGUCACCAAUGGGAAUGGUAGGUCAGGCCGAGAUGCCAACAUCGCUCGUUGAGUUAUCCAUCGCUUGUCGUAAUUUAAUCAACGCAGAUAUACUAAGCAAAUCAGAUCCACAAGUAAUUGUAUUUAUACGGAACGACUGGCAGGAAAGGUAUUAUGAAUUGGGUCGCACAGAGAUGAUUGCCGACAAUCUGAAUCCAGAUUUUGUCAAAAGAUUUCAACUGUCCUACAGUUUUGAAUGCGUUCAACGAUUAAAAUUUGAGGUCUGGGAUAUCGAUCCAAAAAUUAAAAUAGGUAGUUUAGAGAUUUACGACACAAAAAAUGACUUUUUAGGUCAAUACGAGACCACAUUGGCUGAGAUAGUGGCACAUCAGGGCAGACAACUGAUCGCACCGUUAACUGGUGUAAAGGGUCGCAAAAAUUGCGGUCAAAUAGUUUUGUUGGUCGAAGAGGUAGCCGAAUGCAAACACUUAAUCCGUAUGUCGUAUCGGGCGAGUAGUCUAAAGAGAACCAGAUUUUGGUCACGACUCGACCCGUUUUUGGUGUUUAGUCGGGCCAAUGAAGACAGCACGUGGACAGUCGUACAUAAAACAGAGUGUUUGCAUAAAAAUUUUAGAAAUAAUAAGGAAUGGCAACCAAUUGUUUUAAAGUCCAGAACUCUAUGUAAUGGUGACUAUGAUCGGGCCAUUCGGAUACAGGUGUUUGACGAUCGGUUCAGUGGUCAACAUAAGUUGAUUGGCGAUUGCUUUACAUCACUGUCUAAUAUAGUAAAAGGACCUGGACCAAAUAACGUAUAUGAUGUAAUCAAUAGGAAAAGAUCACAAAAGUCCAGUUCCUAUCGUAAUUCGGGUCGCAUUGUAUUAACCAGUAUUGCAGUGGAAGAAGAGUACUCUUUCCUCGACUAUAUCCGUAGUGGUACUCAACUGCACUUUGCAGUGGCCGUAGACUUCACAGCUUCUAACGGUGACCCACGGGAUCCCAAUUCAUUGCAUUACUUUGACAUUCACGGAAAACCCAAUUGCUAUGAAAUGGCAUUAAAAGCUGUCGGAGAUAUUAUUGCUGUUUAUAAUAGAAAUGGUGUAUAUCCUGCCUAUGGUUUUGGUGCUAAAAUCCCGCCGAUUAACACAGUUUCUCAUCAAUUCCCGAUCAACGGAAAUCUCACACAACCGUACUGUUCGGGAAUCGAUGAGAUACUCCGACACUAUCGGACAACACUAUCGGCGGUCACUUUGUACGGACCAACUAAUUUUGCGCCCGUCAUCAACAACACGGCUGCCAUUGCCCGUCAGUAUCAAUCGGGACACAACUAUUUCGUACUAUUGAUAAUCACCGACGGCAUCAUCAGCGAUAUACAUGCAACCAAAUCGGCAAUAAUAGCGGCCGCAUCGUUGCCGCUGUCCAUUAUUAUUAUCGGAGUCGGUAAUGCCGACUUUGACGCUAUGGACGAGUUAGAUGGUGACGACGUACGGGUCAAUGUGGACGGCCGUUACGCCGAAAGAGAUAUCGUACAGUUUGUGCCAAUCAAUCGGUUUCUCACCCGAUCGGGUCCUUCGAUCAGGUCUAAGGCAGAUCUGGCGCGUGAAGUGCUCUAUGAAAUACCCGAACAGUUGACCGGUUAUAUGAAAAGUAAAGGUUUCCGACCUAAUCGGACAAAUAAUGAUCAAUAA
Molecule: messenger RNA, 1731 nt
Organism: Oppia nitens
Lineage: Eukaryota; Metazoa; Arthropoda; Arachnida; Sarcoptiformes; Oppiidae
Product: copine-8-like
Exons: 4
Coding region: 76-1731 (551 amino acids)
Biological process (GO): cellular response to calcium ion
Cellular component (GO): plasma membrane
Molecular function (GO): calcium-dependent phospholipid binding
Source: RefSeq, a predicted model, not a curated record